This is a messenger RNA of Physcomitrium patens, 900 nucleotides long. Its product is annotated as protein disulfide-isomerase 5-1. The record is from RefSeq and is a predicted model, not a curated record. Lineage: Eukaryota; Viridiplantae; Streptophyta; Bryopsida; Funariales; Funariaceae. Gene Ontology annotation, cellular component: endoplasmic reticulum. Gene Ontology annotation, molecular function: protein disulfide isomerase activity. Gene Ontology annotation, biological process: protein folding.
GCGGCUACAUGCGAUCGCGUCCCUAUCGUCGUGGUUCGGAUUCUUCUAGUGUGAGUUGGAGAAUCUGAGUCCACUUCACAGCCCCCCUAUUCAUCGUCGAAGCCACUGCAUACUCCUUUUCAAACAUAGCAAAGAUUUUCUAGAGCAAGUGUUUUUGACAGGUUUUAUUUUGAUACGCGAGAUGGGCUCCUCAAGGGUUCUUGUUCUCUUGCUUCUAAGCGCUACCGUCAUGGCCGUGACGGCGGACGUGGUCUCCCUCACCGAUGCCACGUACGCGGACAAACUGAAGGAGCAGGAUACCUUGUGGUUCAUCAAGUUCUUCGCUCCCUGGUGUGGCCAUUGCAGGACUUUGGCUCCCACAUGGGAGAAGCUUGGCACGGCCCUUGCGGACGAAUCCGGGAUCGAAGUGGCAUCUGUGGAUUGUACCACGAGCAAGGCGACUUGCACUAAGGCGGAUAUCCGAUCAUACCCUAGCCUGAAGAUUUUUUACAACGGCGAGGAGGUGAAGAAGUAUCAAGGUGCGCGCGAUCUGGAGUCCUUGAAGGCGUUCGUGCUUCAGGAGUAUGCGGAGGCCACCAAGGCUGCAAAGAGUGAAGAGGCAGCGGUGUUGUAGAGGUGUGUUGCACGAUCGAAUUUUCUCAGUGGUUUAGAGGUUUCGUAAUCACCGCAAACCUAAAUUUGUAUCUUGGAGCUCUUGGCGCUGCGUUUGAGACUGCCGUGACUAGAUCGCUAAGGUAAUUGGAUUAGCUGGUUUCGUUGAUCCGGAUGAGCGGGCAGUUCGUGUGUCGGAGGUUUAGAAUCACAAUUGCCGUGUGGGCAUUUAUGUUCUUCCUUGGUUGAAUUUUAAACUUAAUUGCUGUGUUGAUUAAUCCUUAUACCGAGCAACCAACUUUUUAAUUA